Messenger RNA from Candidula unifasciata, 1422 nucleotides. Lineage: Eukaryota; Metazoa; Mollusca; Gastropoda; Stylommatophora; Geomitridae. The record is from the annotation of a GenBank genome assembly.
AUGCCUAGGAAGCAAACUUUGAUAGCCAGGCGUGAUCUUCCGAUAUUCAUCAAGCAAGAAACUACUGAAAAUGAGCAUAGUUCCCAGCAGUUGUUGACUUUAGGCAACGUUUAUCCACGUCAACUGACACAAAGCACAACAAAGACAGCAGAUUUUUCUUCUUACGUAAACACUGAUUUGAAAUGUGAUUUCGGACAAAUUACCCCACUUGACCCCAGUUUCUCGGAGUUUCAACUAGUGCAAGGCUUUGAAAAACCACAGGUCAAGCGACGGUUGGAGUUAGAACAUGAUAUAACCAUUGAAGGCUUCAAGACUCCUAAACCAUGCAAACGCAGGAAGAGCCUGGGAGAAUCACCCAGAGGUAAAUGGCAAAGGUCACCUAUUGAAAAGACCAGGUAUGACACGUCUCUAGGUUUGCUGACCAAGAAGUUUGUUGGUUUGCUGCGCAGCUCACCUGAUGGGGUGGUUGACCUAAACAAGGCGUCAGAAGUGUUGGAAGUUCAAAAGAGAAGAAUCUACGACAUCACAAAUGUUUUAGAGGGCAUUAACCUCAUACAAAAAAAGUCCAAAAAUAACAUUCAAUGGAGGGGUGCCGUAAACACGUUCACUGCAUCGGGGGAGCCAUCGGUUCCUCAGGUUGCACAGCUGAGCACAACCAGUGUGGACCUGCACUCGGACAUGGCCGAGCUGAGGUCAAAAGAGUUAGCACUAGACAAGAUGAUAGCAAACACUACGAGACAGCUGAGGUUGAUGACAGAGGAUUCUGAAAAUGCUAGAUAUCCUUUUCCUAUGUUCCUUAACAGACGUACAUUAGCAUACGUCACCUAUCAGGAUAUUAGAAGCUUAAGCUCUUUGAAAGAGCAGACGGUGAUAGCCAUCAAAGCUCCGCCAGAGACCAGGCUGGAGGUGCCUGACCCAGAAAACAACAUACAGAUUUGGUUAAAAAGUUCUCGUGGGCCCAUCGAUGUCUUCCUGUGUCCUGAUGAUUUACCAGGUGAAGAAUCCAGUUCCAGUUCCGAGUCUACAGCAUCCGCUGCAGGUCAAGAUGAGGUUGAUGGUCUGUUUGAUUUUGGCCUCGAGUCCAAGCCUGAUUUAGCAGCAGCAGCAACAGCAGUGGCUACUGCAGAGUCAGGACCGCCAAAUUUGGGCUGUGAGUGCUUAUCUGACCGGCUGACCAGUAUUGAAUCAAUCAAGCAGGAGUUGUUCUCAGAGGAGUCUGCCUCGGCUGAAGAUACUCUGCUGAGAACCGAGAUAUCCCCAAUCUGUGGAUCCUCAAUCCUCCACACCACCACAGACCAGGACAUGCCCGACAUGCCCUUCAUGCACAUAAACCCCACAUUUAACCUCGACGACGACUACUUCUUCAAUGUUAACGAAAGUAACUUUAGCGAGCUCCUCGACGCUUACGACCUGGGCUUAUAA